Molecule: messenger RNA, 1563 nt
Organism: Micromonas commoda
Lineage: Eukaryota; Viridiplantae; Chlorophyta; Mamiellophyceae; Mamiellales; Mamiellaceae
Exons: 1
Coding region: 1-1563 (520 amino acids)
Biological process (GO): kinetochore organization; meiotic chromosome segregation; mitotic spindle organization
Cellular component (GO): Ndc80 complex; kinetochore
Molecular function (GO): protein-containing complex binding
Source: RefSeq, a predicted model, not a curated record
AUGGCGCCGACGUACUCGUUCCCCAUCCUGGGCAACAACGACAUCAUCGCGUGCCUCGCCGAGAUGGACAUCACCAUCACGGAGAAGGAGCUCCUCCGACCGCACCCCGACACCCUCUUCAAGGUUUACGAGGACCUGGUCGUCCUCCUGUGCGGCGAAACGCGCGAGGAGAUGUACACGCCGAAUCUCGAAGCUGCGGCCAACUGCUUGGAGUUUCCCGAGCUCUACGAGGAGGCCAUCGGCGCGCUCAAGUUCCACCGCCACCUUUUCAAGCUCAUGAAGAACGUUGGCGUCAACGACUUCUCCAUGCGCGACAUGAUCAAGCCGGAGUACGCGCGCACCAGGCGCAACAUCAGCGCCAUCAUCAACUUUGCCAAAUUCCGCGAGUCGAUGCUCGAGAAACACGAGGAGAUGCUCGAGAAGGCGGCGGAGCAGGAGGCCGCGUACGAAGCCGCGCUCGCGCGCAACAAGGAGCUCAAGGAAAAGAUCGCUAAGCUCACGGCUGAACGCGAGGCCAAGGCGGCGGCGGACGAGGACAAGGAGAACAACGCCGAGAAGGAAGCGCCCGCGCGCGAGUCCACACCCGAGGAACUCGCCGAGGCGAAGCGCGUGCACGACGAGGCCAAGGCUAAUUACGAGAUGUGGGUCAAGAAGAAGGAGGAGGCGGACGCCAAGCUGGAGGCGGCGAAAAAGGAAGAGGACGAGACCAAGGCGGCGGUCAUCGAGGCCGAGGCUAAGAAGGCUGAGCUCGAGCGGCAAGUCGCCGAGGCGGAGGAGAAGGCCAAGGGAACCGACGCCGACCGCGCCGCCGCCGCGGAGCUUGCCGAGGAGCAGAGGCUCGUCGACGAGGCCGAGGCCAAGCUCAAGGCGCUGCAGGAGAAGGAACGCAAGGGUAAGGAGGCCCUGGCGGAGCUCAAGAAGCUCAUCGAGUACGUGAAGGAGGUUGAGACUGACAUCCGUAAGGCUAACGAAGCGGAGGCAAAGGUGAAGGGGCUGGAGGCUGAGGUGAACAAGACGGAGGAGGAGCUGUUCCAACUCGACCAGAAGAUCGACGAUCUCACGCGCCAGGAGACCAACUGGAAAGAGAAGAUCGCGCGCCAGAAGGAGCAGGGCGAGCUCAAGCGUCAGGCUGCGGAGGCUUCGCUCAAGGCUGCGAAGGAGGAACUCGCCGCGGUCAAGGCUCGCAACGCGGCAAACGACGCCAAGAAGGCUGAGGAGGAAAACCAGGCGAAACAGCUGGAGCUCAAGAUGCAGCAGGAGGACGAGGAGCACGAGCGCGAGAUCGAGGCGCUGGUCACGAACUUCGCCAGCCUCCGCGACCAGGUGGUGAAGUACCACGCGCGGCUCGCGGACGAGAUGGGCGUGGCGGAGAAUGAGCGAGUGCCCCUGCAACGCGUCGAGCCCGAAAACGCCAGGCGCGGCGUAGGGGACUUUACCAACACGAUCAACUGGACCAACUACGACAUCACCAAGAACUUCGGGGGAAUCGGGAAGGGGAAGCCGUCGCUCGCGGCGGUGGGUCGCCCGGCGGGAGCGGAGGACACCGAGUUUACGCUGUCGUGA